AUGGGAUUAAUCGCCCAUUCCACUAAGCUUCUUCUUUUCCUCAUUUUGUUGACUAACGUUGUUGUUUUAGCAGAUUGGUACCUCAUUUUGUUGACUAACGUUGUUGUUUUAGCAGAUUGGUAUCAGCCUCGCCGUUUGCUUGCCGGCGGUGGCGGCGGCGCUUCCAACGGGGUUGGCGGGGGUGGAGGACUUGGUACAAUUGUAGGGGGGCUGAGUAAUGACAUCAUCGGCGGGGGUGGAGGACUUGGUGGUGCCCUGCCAGGCAUCGGAGGUGGUGGAGUCGCAGGUGGUGGCGACGUGGCUAACGGCAAUACAAUUCUGGGAUUCAGUUUAAGUGGUGGUGGUGGGCUUGGUUCCGGAGCUAGUGGGGGAGGUAGUGCCGGUGGUAGCGAUGGUGUAGGGGAAGUUGCCGGUGGCGGCGCCAAUGGUGGCAGCGGCAGCGGUGGCAAUGGCAAAUAA
This is a messenger RNA of Ipomoea triloba (trilobed morning glory), 459 nucleotides long. Its product is annotated as glycine-rich cell wall structural protein 1-like. The transcript has a single exon. The coding region runs from base 1 to 459 and encodes 152 amino acids. The record is from RefSeq and is a predicted model, not a curated record. NCBI's taxonomy places the organism in Eukaryota, Viridiplantae, Streptophyta, Magnoliopsida, Solanales, Convolvulaceae.